AUCGCACUUACUUAUCGAAAGUUACAUCCAUGCACCAAUAUUAUAAACUAGUUGCCAAAAAAAAUUAAGGGUUACCUUUUAUAACACUAGUUACAACCUUAGGGAUACCCAUAACUAUAAUGGAAGAAUUUAUUGAUAGGGAUCUAGUACAUAGGUCUACGGAAUUUGUUGUUGAUCAUUUGAUUCAUCAACCAAACUACAACUAUUUCAAUGAUCCUGAACAGAAAUUACUAGUUGAACAUAAUUGGCGUCAGUUGGUUGCAAAUGAAAAUCAAGAUGAAUCAUUGACAAAUAAUCGUCGCCGUUUGGCUUUCUUGAUAUCCAAUUAUCAUAUUAUCACUCCAGAAAAUCGUUAUCUGAAACUUGAAGAGUGGUAUAUCCUAAGUGACUAUUACAAACAUGAUCUCCGUGCUACAAUAAAGGUGUUAAACAUCUUGAUAAUUAGAAUUCUUAUCUCGAAUGAUGUCUUAACAAAACCUGUGUUAAAUUUGUUUGAAUUGUCUCUGCGGUUAGCUGUUCCAAUGCCCGGGUUUACUGCAAUUGUUAAUAAUAAUAAAAAAAGAAAAGAAGAAGCAGAACAAGCAGAAGAAGUUGAAGAUGAUGAUAAACAAACUACUAUGACUGGGAGGAAAUCAAACUUCACUUUACUGAUAUUAACAGACAAUUACACAAAUGUUGCUGGUAUAUUCAAUGAUUAUAAUCAGAUCUCUCCUAAAAUAGAUGAAAUGAAUAAUUCAUACAUUGAAAAUAAAAUUAAGGAAUUUAAAAUUGACAAGUCUUUUUUAUUGAAGGAAAAUGAAGUCACUUUGAGGAACCCCAUUGGUCUGAGUUCGAAUGAAGCUGGUGUAUCCGAACAUGUCAGUUCCUAUUUGAUAAGUCCCGUUCAAAAAUAUCUCGAUAGCACUUUUAAUAAUGUACACAUAUUGACUCAGUCUGGUUUAAAUCCAAAAGUUAAGCCGGACUUUGUUUUGGCCGUUGAAAAAGACGCUCAUGUCUAUUAUACAACCAUUGAAAUAAAGAUAGCGGGAAUAGAGAUAGCCUACAAUAAAAGGAAUGAAAGAGGCAAUAAGAAAUUUAUUAAUUUAUUUAAUCAAAUUAUAUACCAAAUGGUUACGUGUGAAACAUCCCUAGGCUUUGGCCUUGACCAAGAAACACUAUUGAUAGUGGAAAUUUGUGAAACCUCAAUUGAAAAAAGGACUGAUGUAUUUGAUGGUUUUAAAUAUGAGUUAAAUUGUCGUAUAGGAUGCUUUAAACAUUCUAAUUCCGAUUACAAUAUUUCGUUUUUAUUAUUGCUUUUUACAAGCACCCAUUUCUCUAGUGUUGAUGAAUCAGAGAAACAAGCAAUGAAGGCUUUACUUAAAGACGUAGAGUUAACAGAAGAAGACAAAAGGUUAAAUUGGAUUGAGCAAGAAAAAUUUAUGACCAAAGAAUGGGAAAGCCACUUUAGCAGCUUCAAUAACACAGGUAAGUCAUUUGUUCAUAAAAUUCACCUGGAAGUGAUAUUAGAUAAAGAUUUAUAUGAUGAAAUCAAAUACAUGAAUUUCAAUCAUCCAAUUUUUGAUGAAAGUGAUUUUGAAAUAACUGGCAUAAUGCAAGGAGGAAUCCUCCUGAAGAAUAAGUACUACUCGCAAGUGAGAAGAAUAAGAUUUAAAUCAGGUUCCAAUGCAGGAAUCGAUAUGAUUUUGAAGGUAUACAAUCCAAUCAGCGCACCUAAGUACAAUGGAAUUCUGCAAAUGUCCAGAUUCCUUCACGCCUAUUCAUUUUCACUAUCUAACUUCUUAACAGAAGUUACUACUUAUAAAGAGCUAAGGGAUACACAAGCUAAUGGAUAUUUAGAGAUUAAACCAGAUACAACCAGAGUUAACGGUCAAAUUUCAAAAUUAAACGUUGUUCCCUACUUAUACCAGUAUGGGUUCAUUAAGCUCAGCAAACAAACAGAAUUACAAGGCUUUUAUUUGCUACAGGAGUAUAUAGAGGAUUCAUCAGAAUCUCUAACUCCUGAAGAGCUAUAUUCAAAAAGCUUGAAAUCACUAGCAAUUAUACAAGAUCAUCAAAUAAUACAUAACGACCUACAUAGAGAUAACAUAUUAUACCAUGCAGGUAAGGACCGAGUCUACAUAAUAGAUUUUGGUCAACUGUACUUCGUUAGAAAGUUUCCUUUUUUUAAGUGCUGUAAGGAUGGUGCUAAACUAGAAGAGGAACGUGCAGUUUUAAAGUUAGAAUGCCAAAAAAGGAAACAACGUAAAAUAGAACUUGUGGUUGGAUCCCAAAGCUAAAUAAUAUAUAUAUUGCUACUUUUAUAAUUCUACAUUUAUUGCUAGUAAUAGUUUGCGUAGUCAUAAGUUAUAC
Molecule: messenger RNA, 2349 nt
Organism: Scheffersomyces amazonensis
Lineage: Eukaryota; Fungi; Ascomycota; Pichiomycetes; Serinales; Debaryomycetaceae
Exons: 1
Coding region: 120-2276 (718 amino acids)
Biological process (GO): protein phosphorylation
Molecular function (GO): protein kinase activity; ATP binding
Source: RefSeq, a predicted model, not a curated record